GUCACUACCACUGUGACCCCCACCACCACUGUGACCCCCACCACCACUGUGACCCCCACCACCACUGUGACUCCCACCACCACUGUGACCCCCACCACUACUGUUACCACCACCACUACUGUUACCACCACCAGUACUAAACCUACUACCACCACCGUCGUCACCACCUCCGUGGAGAUCUGUCUGAAUGGAGGAUCCUGGACAGGGAUGGUCUGCCUUUGCCCCAAUGGCUUCUCGGGGGAUCGCUGUCAGAAUCAUGUUCCGAUUGUCAUCUGUCAGAACGGAGGGACGUGGGACGGCCUCAAAUGUCAGUGCACCAGCCUCUUCCACGGACCCCGGUGUGAGGAUGUGGUAGAGAGCAUCGAGAUAGAGUCCACAGUCUCUGCCACCGUGGAAGUGACUGUCAGAGUGACCAGCCAAAACUUCAGCAAAGAGCUAAAUAACCGGGAAUCCAAGGAGUUCAAGAACUUCAAUAAGACAUUCUCCGAACAGAUGGCGGUGAUUUAUGCUGGAAUUCCUGAGUAUGACGGGGUUUUCAUCAAAGAGCUGAGGAACGGCAGUAUUGUGGUGGAUUAUGAUGUCAUCCUGAAGGCCCAGUACACCAAAAAUUAUACAACCAAGUUUCAGGAAAUCAAAAAUAAUGUGCAGGAAACAAUCAAAAAUGCCACCAUGGUUCAAAUAAGCGGCACUAAUAAUAACUGUACAGCGUUCUUACUGUGUUUCAACGCAAAUGACACCCAAGUGCAAAGCAUUAACAUUUCAGACGUCGUCACUCCUGAAGAGAAAUGCUGGGAGGAGGCUGGGGAGGAGUAUAAGCAGUAUGUCUUCGCGGAACAAAAGGACGAAAAGUGGCGCUGUAUCACGGCCUGCUCGGCGGGGUACAAAGCCUCCUUGGACUGCCACUAUGGCAAGUGCCAGCUGCAGCGGAGUGGCCCCCAGUGUCUCUGCCUGACCACAGACACUCACUGGUACAGCGGGGAGACUUGCGAAUGGGGCAUCCAGAAGAGCCUGGUCUACGGGCUCGUGGGAGCCGGGGUGGCCGUGCUGCUGGUGAUCCUCGUUAUCCUGGCCGUGUUCUCCUUCCGCUACAGAAGAGAGGCGCAAAGGGAACGUUCCAGAGUGACUCAGAUGCAAAAGUGGAAUGAAGAGGAAGGCAGAACUCCUGGCGCCUUCCACAACGUCGGCUUUGACCACAACGAAGAACGAGAAGACUACAUCAACUUGGGCUCUGUGUACAGCAACUUUGACGCCUUACGCAAUAUAAACCCUGAAGAAAAGAUCCAGAUCCAGAGGCCCCAGGUAGUCAUGACGUCACUGUAG
This is a messenger RNA of Arvicola amphibius (Eurasian water vole), 1320 nucleotides long. Its product is annotated as mucin-17-like. The annotation marks the transcript as partial. Lineage: Eukaryota; Metazoa; Chordata; Mammalia; Rodentia; Cricetidae. The transcript is spliced from 11 exons. The record is from RefSeq and is a predicted model, not a curated record.